GAAUGUGACGUAAAGUCCGAUCAAGAUGCAAUUGCCUCGUGCCGAACCUGUACGAUCGCAGAGAGGGUUCAAAAGGGGAGGGACACCCCGGAUUCCCAGCUAUCUAAGCAGUCCAACAUCGCCUUCAAUCACUCCUCUCGAACUACUCCAAAUCCCUUCAUUCUCCUCUUCACAAUGUCGCCAACUUCUACAGAUACUGCCUCCGCUGCAGAGGCUAAGAAUGGCACCUCCACACCCUUUGUCAACACCAUGCCCGACUCGACCUUCAGCUGGCAGGUCACACUCGCGCAAAAGGUGAUCGCCAUCACAGGCGCCAACCGCGGCAUUGGAUUGGGCAUUGCGGAAGUGUGUCUCGCCAAUUCCGCAAAGUUCGUAUAUUCAAUGGAUCUCAUGGAGCCUGGAGAGGAGACCAUUGCCCUUCAGACCCGCUACCCGAACUUCCGAUAUAUCCAGACCGACGUGACAUCCGAGGAGAGUAUCGAGAAGGCAGUGAAUCAGAUUGUGGAAGAAACCGGGCGAAUUGAUGGGCUGGUGGCUAAUGCGGGCAUGACCAAACACCAACCAGCGCUCAAGUUUGAGCGCCCGGAUUUGGAGCGCAUGUUCAACCUAAAUGUUUUCGGUGCAUAUUUCUGCGCCCAGAUUGUCGCUCGCAAGUUCAUGGAGCUUGGUAUUAAGGGGUCCAUCGUUAUGACUGCUAGUAUGACUUCUUAUCGUCCGAAUCGCGCUGCUCCGUCUGCACCCUAUGGCGCUACUAAAGCCGCAGUGCGCAACAUGUGUCACACCUUGGCGAUGGAGUGGAGCAAGCACGGCAUCCGCGUGAACAGCAUCUCCCCUGGUUUUGUCCGCACCGCGAUGACCUACUAUGUGGAAACCGCCCCGGACUGGGAUACAAAGAUGGAAUACUACGGAGGAAUGCCUCGUCUGGCCGACCCUCGAGAGCUGGGAGGUGCUUACGUGUAUCUGCUCAGCGAUAGCAGCUCCUACACCACUGGCAUUGACAUCCCCAUUGCAGGCAUCGUCGGUGCUUGGUAGUGUGCAUGAGGCAGAUCAGGCUUGGUGUGGACUUUCAAGAAUCGCAUUCAGCCGGCGUUUUAAUGGAAUCAUAUGUACAUACACGACCCUUUCUAUUAACAGGAUAGACGACGACCCCGAAUGACAGUGAGG
Aspergillus welwitschiae is the source of this 1164-nucleotide messenger RNA. RefSeq lists its product as uncharacterized. Bases 175 to 1032 code for a protein of 285 amino acids. Gene Ontology annotation, cellular component: intracellular anatomical structure. The record is from RefSeq and is a predicted model, not a curated record. Gene Ontology annotation, molecular function: oxidoreductase activity, acting on NAD(P)H, oxygen as acceptor. The transcript is spliced from 4 exons. Lineage: Eukaryota; Fungi; Ascomycota; Eurotiomycetes; Eurotiales; Aspergillaceae.